This is a messenger RNA of Cicer arietinum (chickpea), 503 nucleotides long. RefSeq names its product dolichyl-diphosphooligosaccharide--protein glycosyltransferase subunit 4A. Lineage: Eukaryota; Viridiplantae; Streptophyta; Magnoliopsida; Fabales; Fabaceae. The record is from RefSeq and is a predicted model, not a curated record.
AAAUGGUCAACCAAAUGUAGACUAUUGUGCUUGUUAUUUGCAUCAGAGGUUUGUAAGCUACGCAGCACAACACUCGCCGGAGAAGAAAGUGACCCUAAAGACACCCAUUUCCACCGCGUCUCAAAGAUGAUUGAUGAUAAUGAUCUGGGUUUCUUUGCCAAUUUUCUCGGCGUCUUCAUCUUUGUGCUGGUGAUAGCAUACCACUAUGUCGUGGCUGACCCAAAGUUUGAAGGGAACUAGGAAAGUUUUUAAAGUUAAAGAUGUAAUCUUUUAUGCUGUAGACUGAGAUGCUUUACAAAUGGAAAUCAAUGUGAUACAAUUAAAACUUCAGUUUGGGAAUAUUAAUGUUAGUUUGGUACUAAAACCUUUAUAAACAUACAAGGAGAACAUCAUUUUUAUUUAUGUUAAACGUUUGUGUGCUUGCAUUAGAUAUGCUUUGUGGUCAAAGAACUUUCAUAGAUAAGCUAAUGAAAAUGUCGGAUUAAGGUUAGGCGAUUUUGCUA